Colletotrichum acutatum is the source of this 543-nucleotide messenger RNA. RefSeq lists its product as uncharacterized. Lineage: Eukaryota; Fungi; Ascomycota; Sordariomycetes; Glomerellales; Glomerellaceae. The record is from RefSeq and is a predicted model, not a curated record. The transcript is spliced from 3 exons. Bases 1 to 543 code for a protein of 180 amino acids.
AUGAGCUCCCAAGCAAUUCUUCCGUAUUUUCCAAUGGGGUUACUCGGACCCGCCCAAAAGAAUAAUGGAGCUCAACUCAACUCCGGCGUCUGGGCAAGCCCUGUCUCACUCUUGGGUCAACAAAAGUGGGAGAAGACUCAUGAAGUCGUUCAAGACCUGGAGGAAUUACUGGCCUUCUGCCGAGUUCACUGGCACCCAAUAUUCCACUAUGUCGAAGAUAGCAUGAAUGCCAGAACCGCGACGUGGCCCUUGUGGCCGGGACACAGACGAGGAUUGCUCACCCAGGCAAGUCUGAUUGGUUUCUAUGCGCAUGAAACUGUGACAACCCUCCCAACUAUUGGGUUCAGUGGUGUGGAUGGUGAGACUGGCAUGAGCUUGCUUCAAGAGGAGCCCCCGUCUACAAGGCAGAGAACGGUGGUUCCCUCUGAAAUGGGAUCGCCCUGGUUGUCGGAGGUGGUUCGACCGCUCAAACACGGCCAAUUGGGAUUCGUCCGAAGUUCUGCGGACACCUUAUUUCCCAUCACCCCGUUAAUUGAGCUCUAG